Messenger RNA from Drepanopeziza brunnea f. sp. 'multigermtubi' MB_m1, 5613 nucleotides. RefSeq lists its product as uncharacterized. Gene Ontology annotation, molecular function: chromatin binding. Gene Ontology annotation, biological process: regulation of gene expression; replication-born double-strand break repair via sister chromatid exchange; establishment of protein localization to chromatin. Lineage: Eukaryota; Fungi; Ascomycota; Leotiomycetes; Helotiales; Drepanopezizaceae. Gene Ontology annotation, cellular component: Scc2-Scc4 cohesin loading complex. The record is from RefSeq and is a predicted model, not a curated record.
AUGGACACCAACGGCCAUGCCAGCCAGAAUGGCAGCUUCAAUGGGGCAAACGGUGCAUCGCCGAUGAAUGGAUCCAUACAAAGAGUCGCCAGAGUCCUUACUGUUGAUGAGGCGCUGCCAUAUUCACCUUUCUCGUCAGUCGUACCAUUCAAUUCUGAUAUUAUUCCUGUCCCUUCCAUUGGCCUUCGAUCUUCAACCUCAAUAUACUCAUCUCAGACCGAGCGCGAAGAAGGGCGGCAGGUUCUUGAAAGCCUCAAUCGCGAUGCGCAACAGUCUCAUAACACAUCUCAAAGACUCCAGAAAUCAUUGAUUGAGCUGAAGGAGCUUUUAAAACCAGGAAACAUUCCCAAAUUUACCUUCAAAACUGUCCCAAAUGUGACCGGCUCACCUUCUUCGAAUGAGCAACCUACCAUUAAUCUCUCUCCGUUUGCACAGCUACUUUAUGACCAAACAAAAGUGGAAUUUAGUUACCCCUCGCCAGAACGACCAAGUCCCCCGAUUACUGCCAGCAGAUUAUCUACUAAGCAAAAGGUGACUCCGACCUCAACCCCAAUUCCAAAGCCGAAGUCAGCCGCCCAACAGCCUUCUACCCAACGUGCGAUCUCAAACCAACAAGCUUACAACGAGAAUUCUACGAUCGCAGUCGAAAUACCGAAGGUGAAAUUCGAGAAGCUGCCGAGCGAACAUACCGAUACACCUUCGCAGCCCGUCCAGGUGCCUCCUUCUAAUUCAAGUUCAAGCUUCUCUGUUGUAAUCCCAGAGCUGCCUAAAACCUUUAGUCGCAAAGAGUAUCAUCCAUCGCAAGGUGACUCGAAUCUUAAGGAAAUCCCUGUCUCACAGCCGCGGGCCGAUCCCCCAAAACAAUCGACACCAAUUUCUACACCUCGACAGCUAUCUCAGCAGACUACAGCGACUGGCUCCAAUAUCAAGAUGGCUGUUGUGAUCCCUAAUUUGCCCUCGACUUUCCGACCGGAGGAAUAUGAGGUUCUCCCCGCUUCCCCAGAUACCCCACAACAUCUUUCGAGGAAACGACGACGCUCGGACGAUGAUGAGGACGAUUUGUCUAGAAGCGUCGACCAGCGAGAGAAGAGUGAAUUGACUCUCAAGCAUCUGCGUGAAUACUUGCAAGACAUUUUCGAAGCCGAGGACCAAAUGCAGCCAGGCAACUUCACAAGUCCGUAUAUUGUGCCAACUAGCGAAAGCGUGUGCUUGAGUGUUCCUGCCCAGGCCAAGGUCGAAAUUCUGGUUCAGAGAGUCAUCGAUGCGAGCAGAUUCCAUCAAGUACCAGUAGAUGACCUCUUACGGCUGCAAAAGCUUUGCGAGGGUGCUCUAAAAGAUGCAGAAGCUGCGGAUCUCAAGGUCGAUGAGGAAAUGGGAGAACCGGAAGUUGAAAUAUUGAUUCAGCAGAUUUCCGUCGCCGAACUCGGAGUGAAGGCUGCGAGGCUUGGCCUGAAACUGAUGUCCGGUGGUCGUGACGAAAAACAAAUCUACUCUGAAGAUGUUAUCCACAGUGCUUUGAACGUAUUCAAGAAUGUCACCGAAAAUUGCUUGAUUCCGAUCGUAGAACUGAGAAGUACUGGCUCCUCAGCAGCAUUGUUCAAACAUCUUUCUGCACAGAAGGUCGCAAUUACCAAUUUGCUAUCGCAAUGCCGACGACUUUUCUCUACGAUCGCUAGCCUGGUAUCAUCGAUUGAGCUCUCGGAAACUGUUAUCAACACACUUGAAUUCACAGCAUCUCAGCUGAUCUUUGUGGAGAACGCUCCUAGCGAGAAGGACUCGAUUGUGAAGGUCGCUAAAUUCGAAAGCCUACGUGUUGUGGCCAUGGAUGUUCUCGCUCAGAUUUUCCUGUGCAAGCCAGCCCAGCGUCAAGGCAUCUUCGAUGAGAUCCUGACAUCUAUGGAGAAGCUUUCGGUCUUGAAGCAAAGUGCUCGCCAAUUCAAGCUCCCCGAGGGCGGAAGCAUACAACUCGUGUCAGCAUUGAUUAUGAGACUUAUUCAGACAAGCGCGUGUAAACCCGAUGAUUCCAAGGAGAAGCGGAGAAACAAGGCACUAGAAGCGCUCCACGGCGACGAUGCCGAAGAAGCAGCUUCGAAGCCUGCUAAGGCUGGGAAGUACACCAUAACCUCAGAACACAAAGGCGAGAAACAGCCCGUCACAGCAAUCCAGGAGCUCAAAAACGAUGUUGAUGAAUUGCUUGCUACCGCGAGAUCAAAUGCUACCUAUGUUGUAGCCUUCAUUGUAUCUAGAGCAAUGAAGUCUACCAAGAGCGGCGAUACCCCUUACCGAAAUCUGCUUGAUCUUUUCGUGGAGGAUUUCAUUACAUGUCUCAACUCGGCGGAUUGGCCAGCUGCAGAGCUCUUGUUGCGAUUAUUACUAUUCAAGAUGGUGGGCUUGGCUGAGGGCGAAAAGACGCCAGUCCCCGCGAAGAACAUGGCUCUUGAUCUCCUUGGCAUGAUGGGUGCAGCGAUCUCUGAGUUGAAUUCGCACGUCCGAAAAACUGCGAGUUCGCUCGAGAACGGCGAUACUGACCUUGGGCAAUAUCUGUCUAAAUUAGCAGAAAUCGCGCUAAACAGUAAAGUUUCGGGCAUCGAGCUGGUCUCCUGGCCAUGCGGGCCUUUCCGCGCAUGUCUGGAGUCUCUCGAGUAUCGGUAUCCUGUCAAGGAAGACGACCCGCAAUUACGCAGUGCGAUCGGAUAUUUUACGACCGAAUGGGCCUCGCAGGUCUGCUCCGCGUUUGACAACGACGAGGACGAUGAGGACGACAGCAGAGACAAGGAAUAUGGCCGGCUGGCGUACCGGCUGAGGAUGAUGAUAUCUGACAGUCGAUGGCUGUCCACAGAAUACAGCUUCGAACCUGUGAGCCCGCCUCACGCUCGCCUAGCAUACUCGGUAACGCUGCUGCAUUCACGAUUCUGCAGCUCGUUCGGCCGGAUCUUGUCCAUCUUACUGUCAUCCAUGACGAGUGAGCAAGCGACUGUACGGGCCAAGAGCAUGAAGAGUAUCAAUCAGGUCCUUGACACUGACCCUUCAAUUAUCGAUAGAGAGCCGGCGGUUAAGCAUCUCAUCCUGAGAUGUGCCAACGACAGUUCAAUUGCGGUCCGCGACUCUGCGUUAGGACUCAUCGGCAAGUGCAUCAAUCUUAGACCUGCUCUCGAGGAAGAGAUGAUCGAUAAUAUCCUGCAGCGAGUCAGUGACAGCGGAGUUGGUGUGCGGAAGCGCGCCAUGCGGCUCUCAAAGGACAUAUACCUCAGAAAUUCGAAGGCUGAAGUUCGUAGUCUGAUCGCAGAUGCUCUUCUUCAUCGUGUCCAGGAUCUAGACGAAGGAGUCCAGGAUUUGGCCCGUCAAAUGAUGGAAGAGGUUUGGAUGUCGCCGUUCUACCAGUCGACAUCAUCGGACAACACAUCGGCUCAAUUUAAACUCGCAAUGGCAGACCAUGUUGCUCUGAUGGUGAAAACUGUUCAGCGUGGGAGUGGUGUAUCUGCUGUACUGGACAAAGUCCUUCAAAAUUUGCUCUCUUCGGACGCCAGAUUUUCAGCGGGAAAUUUCCGGGUCUGCAAAGCCCUAGUCUCUACUAUGUUCGAGACUGUCAUUGGCGAUGGCAGAGAAGACAACGAUGGACCUUCAGUACGACGUGAUGCUCUGCAAAUUCUCACAAUUUUUGCAAAAUCAAACGCGGAUCUUUUCACGGCCCAGCAGAUCCAGCUACUCCAGCCAUAUGUUGCCCAUCUCGGAAAGGGCGAUGAUUUGAUAAUUUAUCGAUCGGUUGUGAUCAUCUUCCGCCACGUUCUCCCCCAUCUAUCCAAGACUCACAAUCAAUUCCUCUCAGAUGUCAGAAAGGCCCUUCUUCCAUCGAUCACGGGAGCAAGCAAGGGAAUUCUAGACGACGUCAUUGCCUGUAUCUGGAUCAUAUCUGGGACACUGGCUGAUUUCAGACAGCUCACGGCAGUGGUGGUUUCUAGUCUUGACGGUCUUCGCAAGAAGCAGGGUGCGACCUUAGACGACUUAGGUGUCCGAAAGGUCAACAAGCUAUUAACUAUCACAGGUAUGUGUGGCAAGCACUGCGAUCUUGACCCACAGGUCAUGGAGUUUCGAAAGAAGAUCCCAUCCUGGAAGGGAGACUCCGUCUCGAAGCUGAUGGCCGAUACGUUUGCGCCGUUCACGUCGCCUUCUCAGCCCCUUCAAGUCAGACAACACGCUCUGGAUGCCGUUGGCAUGGUUUGCCAGUCGUGGCCCAAGAACUUCUCCUCUGUAAAUAUCUUCACUUCUUUCUUGGAAGUGUUUGAUAAAAAAGAACCAACUCUUGAAAGUAUUGUGUUGAGAGCCUUCAAGGAUUUCUUACUUCUCGAGGAGAAGCGAUCCGAGGCGGGAAAAGAUGGCAUGACCGGAGCUGGUGUGGACGGCAAGGCGAAGUUGGGAAUCAUGGGUGGCAGCCAGGGCGACGGGAUUGCGAUUGGUAUCGCGCAGCGAUUCUUACCACACAUCGUUCGAAUCGCCCUGUCUUGUCAAGAUGAUUUGGGACUGCUGGCCGCUGAGGUGGUCUGCAGUAUCGCACGACAAGGAUUGGUCCACCCGAAGGAAUGUGGCUCGUGCUUGAUUGCGCUCGAAACUUCCCAGAACCCAAAGAUUGCCGAGAUCGCUGUUCGAGAGCAUCGUGCCCUCCACGAGAAGCACGAGACGAUCCUGGAGAAGGAAUACAUGCGGGCUGUUCAUCUUGCGUAUGUCUAUCAACGUGACGUUGUCGAAAAUACCCAUGGAGCUACCCUAAACCCCUACGCCGCUAAGCUCGCGUUAAUGGUGGACGUUCUCAAGAUCAGCAAGGUGGGUAAUCGCAAGAAAUUCUUCAACAACUUGUGCGCACGCAUCGAGUUCGACCCGGCCAAGAUGGACGCUGUCAAGGAACUGCCACAACAUCUUGAAUUUUCCCAGUUCAUCAUCGAGAAUAUGGCGUUCUUCGAAUUCCAGACCAUCGAUGAGCUCAUGUCAACUAUCCAUUCUAUGGAGAAAGUUGUCGCUGCUUUGGGUACAGGUAUUGCCCAUUCGAUCGAGACGGAGAUCUUUCAAAUCAGCCUCGACCAGCCCUCGCAGAUCGACGAAAACGGACAGUCCCAACCUGUCGUACCUACCAUCGACCCAGUACGUCUGAAACAACUGACGGCGUCAUCCAUGAUGCUUUCCAGUCUAUGGGAGGCCCGCUCAUACCUCCGGCGUCAGUAUGGUCUCGUAACGAACAAACAAACAAGCAAGAGCAAAGCCGCGUCCAAGGACACUGGUAAAUUACCAGUCCGAGUCCCAGGGGUCAAUGGUGACAAGUUCUGGGAAUUGUGUGAAUCAUCGAUAACUGCCCUCGAGUCGGAGGAGAGUAUGAUGAAUCAGUGCCGUGCGUUCGUUGAGCUGUUGAGCGUCGACCAGGACUUCAAGCUUGCCGCAGAGGAUGACGAAGAAGCUGAAGGAGGCAGACCCAGCACGCCGAGCGAUGAGGAAUAUGACCGUCCCGGAACUCCUGCUCCACCUGGUAGUGGGAGAGGAAGAAAGCGGAAGGGUUCAGUCAGCAGUACCCCCGGCAACCGAAAUAAGAAGGGACGCUCAAGCUCAGUUCCUAGAAGCAAAGGGUGA